AUUGGCGGACAAGGCGGUUCACCAUUUGACUUCACUGGUAUCACAAAUGGAGCCACACUGAAGAAGAUUAGGGUGUGGGUGGGUGGCUGGCAGGUGAAAGCUUUGAAGGUUUGGCUUACUGAUGACCAGUCCAAGCAGUUUGGAAUUCCUGCUGGGGACUAUUCAGAAUUUACAUUUGAAGAUGGAGAGCAGAUUACCUCUCUGUCUCUGUGGGAUAAUGGAGCUGGAACACGUCUGGGUGCCAUCAAAUUCGGGACAAAUCGCCGCCGGGAGUUCUUCGCAUACAUGACAGAGUGGCCGCUGAAAAAAGAACACCAGGUUGAUACUGGAUCUGGGAUCUGCAUGGGAAUCAAAGGAGGAUCAGGUACAGACAUUGAUAGAUUAGGCUUCGUAUUCAUCAAUACCAUCAAGUCUACUGUGUUAACAAAGGUUCAGUACACUUUUCAUCAGCUGGUACCCAGUGUGGCUGUUGAGAAAAUUGGAUCCAUGACUUACCAGAAUACAUUCACUGCACCACAAGAAUACAAAACUAAAACCUCAAUGAAAAUCACCGAAAAGUUCUCCUGGUCUGUGCCUAACAAAAUGUCUUCAACCUUCAAGAUGAAAGUGCAUGCAGGAAUUCCAGAGGUUGUAGAAAAUAAAACUGGAUUCAGUUACAAACUAGGAAGUGAAAGCACAUAUGAUUUGGAGAACACAGAGGAGAAGACAGAGCUGAUAAAUUUUACUGUCAAUAUUCCUCCUGGGAAAACUGUGAAAGCAGACAUCACAAUUGGUCAGGCCCCAGUAGAUCUCCCCUAUACUGGCACAGUCAAAAUUACCUGCCUUGAUGACAGUGUUCUGGAGAUUCCAACCAGUGGAACCUACAAGGGCCUCACUUACACCAGUGCAAAGGCAGGUGUGAAAGAAUUACCAUAACUCUUGGCACAGUCAGAAUGUAUUCUGCUGUCUCUGGGGGGCUUUGGAUCAGAUCAAAUACGUUUCAGGGUUAGAAACACUUAAAUUUAAGCCCUGAAGAAGAAUACUCUUUAGUGGGACUUUUUUGCUGGAAAGAAUCAUAUUCUAUUAAUGUUGGUCUGUUACUUUGUGGGUAAAGAUUUAAAAAUAAAAUCUCUUAAGACACUGCAUUAUUUACCUAAAGACAUACAGUCUCCAAAACUACUUUCACUUUUAUUGCCUCAGAUUCUAAAUGUGAACUAUAUUAAAAUACAUUUACAAACCAUUAUACAUAUUAUGUCCAAAAGUCCACAGCCCUUCAACAAUUUAUUAACCAAAAUUAUGAGACGUAAAAAGUAGUCAUACUGAUGGAGUGGAAUCUUCACCGUUUGCUGCAGCAGAUAACUACUCACCCCACAGCUCACUGCUGUGAUCCCAGCAGGUCUGGUCAUGAUGGUUCCUGGUAGUGAAUGUAUGAACCAGAAGUGAGAGGAAGAUGCCCCAACAUCAGAAGGAGGAAGCCACAGUCUGCACCAAGAUCAUCUUUGGCAAGCAGCAUUGGCUUCGUCCUAAGACCCUAUUGAAAGCUCAUAGCCUGGCUCAGGACCUCAUAGUGUUUU
Molecule: messenger RNA, 1553 nt
Organism: Paramormyrops kingsleyae
Lineage: Eukaryota; Metazoa; Chordata; Actinopteri; Osteoglossiformes; Mormyridae
Product: aerolysin-like protein
Source: RefSeq, a predicted model, not a curated record